AUGCUACGCCCAUACCCGCCCUUCCCCCUCCUCUCGCUCCCCGCCCCCCUCAUCCAGGCGGUGGCCUCCUACCUCCCCGCCCCCUCCCUCCUCUCCCUCCUCCUGGCCUCCAAACGCCUCCACUUCCUCGCCCCCCUCCUCGCCACCCACCGCACCCCGGCGGUCCUCCUCCUCCACGCCUCAAAGACCAACGACCUCCCCCUCGCCCUCUCCUCCAUCGCCGCGGGCGCCCCCCUCGCAGCCACAACCACAACCUCCCUCUGCACCCCGCUCCACCGCGCCGCCGUCUACGGCUACGAGGACCUCCUCACCGCCCUCCUCGACGCGGGCGCACCGCUCAACGCCGCCGACAGCUACGGCCAGACACCGCUGCACUGCGCCGCGGGCGCGGGGCAGGAGGGCGCCGCGCGCGCCCUCGUCGAGCGCGGGGCAAACAUCAACAUCGUCGACAAGGUCGGCCGCACACCCCUCCACUGGGCGGUCAGCACGCCUGGCUGCGACGGCAUCACACGGCUGCUGCUUGACCGCGGGGCGAGCGUUGACGCUGCGGGCCACGGCGGGAUGACGCCGCUGCUGCUCGCGGUCGGCAGUGGCGAGGCUGUGGCGGCGAAGCUGCUGGCCGAGCGGGGCGGGGACAUGGCCGGUGUCGACGAGAAGGGGCGCGGGGUGCUGCAUGUGGCUGCUGCGGCGGCUGGCGGGGCGGCGGCGAUGGUGGGCUGGCUGCUGGGGAUGGGGGCGGACGCGGACCGGAGGGAUGCGGAGGGGCGGACGGCGCUGAUGGGGGCGGUGGUGCGCGGCGCGGCGGAGGUGGUGGAGGUGUUGCUGGGGAGGCGGGUGGACGUGGAUGCGCGCGACGGGGCGCGGAACGAGACGGUGCUGCACAUGGCGGUGAGGCGCGGCGACAAGGAGGUGGCGGCCAUGCUGCUGGAGUGCGGCGUCGACAGGAACGCGAGGAACGUCGACAACGAGACGGCGCUGCAUGUGGCGGUGGGGGCGGGCGAGUGGGCGGUGGUCCCGCUGCUGCUGGACGCAAAGAUCGAUGUCAACGCGAGGAACAGGGAGGAGGAGACGGCGCUGCAUGUCCUGGUGGGCGCGGGGGUGGAGGGCGAGGCCGAGCUCGGGGCGGCGGACCUGUUGCUGCAGAAGGGGGUCGAUAUCGAUGCGAAGGAUUGCCGCGGGGAGAAUGUCCUGACGAUUGCGGAGAGGGAGGGCCUCAAGUCGAUGCUGGCGGUGUUUCUGGACUUUUGUAGAGGGUGA
Molecule: messenger RNA, 1257 nt
Organism: Morchella sextelata
Lineage: Eukaryota; Fungi; Ascomycota; Pezizomycetes; Pezizales; Morchellaceae
Exons: 1
Coding region: 1-1257 (418 amino acids)
Molecular function (GO): protein binding
Source: RefSeq, a predicted model, not a curated record